Molecule: messenger RNA, 5706 nt
Organism: Closterium sp. NIES-65
Lineage: Eukaryota; Viridiplantae; Streptophyta; Zygnematophyceae; Desmidiales; Closteriaceae
Source: the annotation of a GenBank genome assembly
AUGGCCGAGACAAGACGGCCAUCCCCCCAUGGGGGACUUUUACGGCUGCUGCUCGUGCUGUGCGCCACAGUCGCCGCCAACGUCCUUCUCUCAAACGCAGCCACCCAAGAGGAAGUGGCGGCGCUGAACAAGAUGAAGGAUACCCUGGGCCCCGCGAACCUGUUCGUGGGGUGGGUGGGCGAUCCGUGCACCGGCAUGUGGCUCGGCGUGAUCUGCGACGCGCCGCAAAACGUCAUCGGCAUCAACUUCGAAUCGCUCAACGUGGACGGCACGCUCGCCGAUGACGUCAGCCGCCUCACGUCGCUUCAGAUCCUCAACUUGGCGAGCAACCAGUUCACGGGGAAGCUGCCCAAGGCCAUCAGCACACUCACCAACCUCCAGCACCUCGAUGUGAGCAACAAUAAGUUCGAGGGGAAGCUUCCUGACGCCUUCAGCCAGCUCACCGCCCUGCGGCACCUCGACGCGAGCCAGAACUCGUUCGUGAGCGAGCUCCCCGCGUCUCUCAGCGCGCUCUCAAGCGUCACGUACAUCAACCUGGCGAAGAACAAGAUCACGGGGUCGCUGCCCGACACCCUCACGGGUCUCAGCGAGCUCACCUACCUGUCAGUGGCGGACAACAGCAUGUCGGGCAAGCUACCAGCGUCGCUGGGAACGCUGGCGAAGCUCUCGAAGCUCGACCUCUCCAACAACGCAUUCACGGGGGCCAUCCCCUCCACCUACUCCGCUAUCCCCGACCUCAUCACCACGGGCACGAGCCUUGACGGCGCAGCAGCGGGCGCGCCAGCAUCAGCUGGCGCACCAACAGGGGUAGUCGACGCCCCGCCUGCGCCCGCCCCUGCCCCCAUUGCCAGCGCACCUGCACCCGCCUCCGCAUCCCUCCCCGCGCCUCCCCCUGCGCCCCCGUCCCUCCCCGCGCCUCCCCCUGCGCCCCCGUCCCUCCCCGCGCCUCCCCCCGCCCCCGCGUCCGUCCCCGCCCCCGCACCAGCGCCCGCGUCCUUACCCGUGGAUGCGCCCGCCCCCGCAUCCCUUCUUGCGCCCGCCUCAUCACCCGCCCCUUCGCCGUUGCUCGGAUCCGUCCCCGCGCCCUCCCCCCUCAUGGGCUCCCCCGUCCCCGCGCCUUCCCCCUCCCCCUCCGCCGCCCCCCCCUCCACGAGCGCACCCACACCCACACCCGCCCUACUCCCCCCUGCUGUCCGCCCGCCAAAGCACAAAUCCCCCCCUCCGCCCAAGGCCUCCCCCCCGCCCCCGUCCCCCCCGCCUCCGUCCCCUUCCCCGCCUCCCCCCGAGGUCUCCCCACCCCCGCCUCCGCCUCCGCCUCCGUCCGCGCCGGUUGCGUGUGGGGGAUGCGCGGAGGGGCAGGUGGGGUGGGCGGAGGGUUCAGAGGGCUCGGGGCAGUGCGCGUGUGUGUAUCCGCUGCUGUUCACGCUGCGCCUGGGCAUGGAGUACAGCCAGUUCACCCCCGAGAAGCAGCUCUCCCUGGAGCAGCAGCUAGAGACAGGCUUCUCGGUGCAGCCAGGGCAGGUGCGCACGCAGACAACGCGUGCCGGCAGUGUCGUAGCAGACAUGGCGGUGGGCCCCGUGUCCCCCGCCACCAUGCUUGACCAGCCCACCGUGGACCGCGUCACGGGGAUUCUCUACGGUACCAACGGCAGCAUCAGCUUGAGCGGCUUCGGGAGUGUCACGGUGGUGCAGCUCGUGCCGCCCAACCAGAUUGCGCGUCCAGAGGGUACUGCCCCCCCGCAAUCCCCGCCACCAGCAGCGCCAGCUCCGUCCUCAUCCUCAGGCGGGUGGUCCAUGGCGGCCAUAAUCGGCGUGGCCGUGGCGGGCUUUGUCGUGGCCGUGCUGCUCGUGGUGGCGCUCGUGGUGCUGUGCAUGCGCUGCCGGCCCAGCCGCAAGGACGCCUUCCAAGAUGACCUUGCUGACGACGCUGCCCGCCCCGCCUUCCAAUCAUGGGCGAACGGGUCAUCAGCCAAGGCGAACGGCGGCGCCUCCUCGCGCAAGUCCCAGGGCGUGCCGCCCGUGAGCCUAGCUGAGCUCCAGAUGGCCACGGACGACUUUGCCCCGGACCGCAGGCUCGGCACCGACCCUCUCGGCACAACCUUCGUGGGCACCAUGCCGGACGGGACAGAAGUCGCCGUGAAGAAGAUUGAGCCGUCUGUAGUGGAAGGGCAAUCAGACGAGGACUUUGUGGCAGUGGCGGCGAAUAUGGCGCGGUUGAGGCACGCGCACGUGGUGCAGCUGCAGGGGUACUGCGUGGACUAUGGGGAGCGGAUCCUGGUGUUCCAGCACUGUGCCGGCGGGAGUCUGUACGAUCAUCUGCAUAGGAAUGACGAUGACAGCUCGCAGCUGCUGUCGUGGGACGACCGGGUGGAUAUUGCGCUGGAUGCUGCUGAGGCGCUCGUGUACCUGCAUGAGGAGUGCAUGCCGCCCAUGGUGCACCGCAGCAUCUCGUCGCGGAACGUGCUGCUCGACUCGUCGCUGCGUGCACGCGUCGCUGGAGCAGGCCUCUCCUUCCUCAACCCUGUUGGCACCGACGAGAAGUCGCUCUCGGAUCAGCUGGUGGGUGGCUUUGCAUACAACGCGCCAGAGUAUGCCAUGUCGGGCAUCUACACCGCCAAGAGCGACGUCUACAGCUUCGGUGUUGUGCUGCUCGAGCUGCUCACAGGCCGCAAGCCCGUCGACUCGUCGAAGCCCAAGGCGGAGUCAUCGCUGGUGCGGUGGGCGGCGCCGCUGCUGCACGAUGUGACAGAACUGGAGGCCAUGCUGGACCAGCACAUCUCAGGCCCGCUGCCGGACGUCUCCAAGCUCACCAAGUUUGCAGAAGUCAUCACCCGCUGCAUCCAGCCUGAGCCAGAGUUCCGGCCCCUCAUGUCAAAGGUGGUGAACGACUUAAACAAGAUCCGGGGGGAACGUAGAGAUGAUUCCUCUGUUGCGCUCUUCUACGCGCCGUUAGUUGCAAUCAGUCGCCAGAUCAUCUUCGGGAGGCGAGUUCUCCCUCGGCCGGCGGCCACUACGCCGGUCGACCAGUUUAGUGAAGAGAGGGCGAUGGCCCACGUCACGAAGCUGGCGGGUGAUAUCGGCGACCGACAGGAGGGCACGCAAGGGUUGACAGAAGGUGCGAGGUACAUCUUAGACGAGGUUGAGCGCCUGCGUUCCAUAGCCAGUCCCCGCCUCCGAGUGGAGAUGGAGGAGAGCAGUGUGAGCGGGUCGUUCAGCAUGGUGUUCCUGCAGCGCAGCCUCUCCCUCGCCUACCAGAACCUCACAAACGUUGUCGUCAGAAUCUCCAAUGCUGCCACGGAUCCAGAGGCAGUCCCUUCGGUGCUUAUGAAUGGCCACUUUGACUCUGCGCUCGGCUCCCCAGGAGCGGGUGACUGCGCCACAUGUGUUGCGGCCAUGCUGGAGGUGCUGCGGCUGUAUGUGGAGGCAGACCGCAUGCCCACCGUGCCCCUCAUCUUCCUCUUCAACGGCGGGGAAGAGGUCUUCAUGAAGGCGUCGCACGGGUUCAUCACGAGGCACCACUGGAGUGAGACGGUGGGCGCCGUGGUAAACUUUGAAGCCGCGGGAACUGCCUUGCCAGAGAUGGUGGUGCAGAGCGGGCCUGUGUUCUGGCCACAGCGAGUGUACGGAGAGACAGCCGUCUACCCCUCCUCCAGCGUCGUCUGCCUUGACAUCUUCCCGCACAUACCAGGAGAUGACGACUACCGCAUGUUCUCACAUGACUUUGACGACGUGCCCAGUCUCGACAGCAUAUACCUGCUCGGCGGAACCUUCUACCACACCUCCCGCGACUCUCCCGAGAAUGUCAUGCCGGGAGCGCUGCAGCUGCGGGGGGAGAAUCUGCUGCCACUGCUGGAGGGGCUAUCAAGGGCGCCGGAGCUCAAGACACGGGCGCAGAGGCGCAUGGAUGCGUGGUCCGAACCCCACACUUCCGGCAGCGCUGUUGUUGGCGGCGGUGGUGCGGGCAACAGCACUGGCGCCAGCAUGCCCAAGGAUAUCCCCGUCUUCUUUGACCUCUUCAACAUGCGCAUGGUGAUGUACCCGCGGGCAGUGGCAGCAGCCCUGAACGUGAUCUUCCUGGCAGCGCUCUACUUUGUGCCCUCCCACGCCUCUGAGGCGCAGUCCGGCCUCAAGGAGGCCUCGCACCGCUCCCAGCACAUCCGAUCAGCCUUCCUGGCCUACACAGUCGGCUGGCUGCUGUCUCUCAUCGUGCCCAUGCUCGUGGCUGCUCUGCGAGUCGCUGUGUCCGGCCGCCCCAUGUCCUGGUUCGCACAGCCCGUGUAUGCGCAGCUGACGUUCAUCCCGGGAGCCGUGCUCGGGCUGCUGCUGCCGCACUACAUCCGCGCAGGGGGGUCUCUCAGCAACCCCGCAUCUCUCACCCCCCACCAAGAGGUGGCGUUUGUGUGGUCGUCGCACUGGGGAUGCCUGUCCUUCAACGUUGGCCUCUCUGCUCUGGUCAUGCACGGGUUUGGCGGCAGUGGGGGGUUCAUCAACUGGUGGUGGGCCUUCUUCAUGCUCCCCGCUCUCUUCCUCUACACCUCUCUCCAAGCCACCCUUGGCAAAUCAAAACCCCUAGCCCUGUUGGGCUAUCUGCUGCCGGGGGCCUUCCCAGCAGCAUUCUCGACCACCUUCACAGUCUUCUUCCUGCAGUUCAUGUCUGAGAAGAUGGGCGCCACUGGCACUCCGCCUCUGCCUUUUGGUCCCUUCCUGGCAGACGUGGUGCUAGCAGCAUGCACGGGCUUCUGUGUGUGUCUCAUCAUGGCGCCCUACGCCGCACUGCUCUCGCGCUACCUCGCCCGCCCCGCUGUCCUGCACGGCCUCCUCCUCUCCUCCCUGCUCGCUGCUGCCCUCACCUCCCAGCUCUUCCCCUAUGACACGCACCACCCCAAACGAGUGCUCAUGCAACGAGUCUACAGGAUGCAGGGCGGCAAGGCAGUGAGUGCGGAGACCACAGUAGCCACUGGCGAUUCCAACGAUGCCACCUUCCUCCUGCACCACGUGCCCCGCCUCGCCCGCUCCCUUGGGAUCCCCCCUGCCUCGCACCAUCACACCAACCGUACUGCACUUGUCAUCGCAAGGCCGUCCAACCUGCUGGCCCUGUACCCAGUCUCCAGCCUUCUAGACCGCCCGUUGACCUUCCCCGCGCCUCUCUCCCCUCGCUUCGAAGACCCGGACUUCCAGCUGCCCUCUCUCCGCCUGCUGCGCCAGCACACCUCCCUCUCUUCACCGCAACUGGGUGUGGAUGGCGAGUGGCGAGGCGGAAGGAGCUUAGAGGAAAUGGAUGAGAGGGAGAUUGAGAACUAUGGGUUGGAGCUCGAUGGGGAGGGGGAGGGGGGAGGAGCAGGAGCAGUGGCACAGAGGAAGGGGGGGAAGAGGCGGAGAAUUCACCUGGAGCUCGCAGCAGGGUCGCUGUCGCACGUGUGGUCUGCUGUGUUGAACAUCACCGGCCCUGUCACUGCCUGGUCCCUCACUCCUACCCUACCAGCGCGGGAGAGGGUUGGAGGAGGGCCACCGUCCCUCAUGGUGCAUUACUCGGGCGCAUUCCCCUGGCAGCUCUGGCUUGAGGUGAAAGGGCGGCGCAGUAUACAUGUUGAUCUAGCUGUGCUGGAUCAUGAAAUGGAUGCUGACGUGGCACAGAUGAAGAGCCUCUUGCCAGACUGGACUGCUCCAAUAGUGUCCUCUUCUUAUGUUGCCCAUUACACAUUCUAG